Molecule: messenger RNA, 4245 nt
Organism: Lactuca virosa
Lineage: Eukaryota; Viridiplantae; Streptophyta; Magnoliopsida; Asterales; Asteraceae
Source: the annotation of a GenBank genome assembly
GACUUAUUUCAAACUUUUGAAGCAAAUCCAUGAAGAUACUUACUGCAUCUACAAGUAAAAUUCAAGUCAUACAAUUUGCACUUCGAGAUUUCUCUUUCUAAACCCUUCCUUCACGAACAAAACCACAAACCUAUAAUACAUCACUCUCCCGAGGAAUUCAUAUGCGAAUCACUCCAAAAUCUGCUUAUUAGUUUGUAUUGUUUCUGAUUUGUUUGGAUUGGCAUGAAUCAUCGCUUACCGAGAUUCAAUCGGAAGUCAAAUAGAAAGAAAUAUGGGCCAUAGCUCCAAAAAGAAGAAGCGUGGUGGCACAGGGAGGCGCAGGGCGCCCACCAAUGACCACACUUCUAUCGACGGCGUUGGCGGCGAACUUCUAUCGGAGGAGCUUACCGCACUGCUUGCUAUAUUCCAAGAAGAUUGUGAUGUUGUCUCAGAGUCCCCACCCCGAAUCAAGAUCAAGCUAAGGCCAUAUUCGCAGGAUUCAGGUUAUGAGGAUUUAGAUGUAUCAGCUCUUCUUUCAAUAAGAUUUUUACCUGGAUAUCCUUACAAGUGUCCAAAGCUGCUGAUAAUUCCAGAAAAAGGUUUAUCAAAAUCUGAUGCAGAUAAUCUCUUGUCCUUGCUUCAUGACCAAGCUAAUUUAAAUGCUCGAGAAGGACGUGUGAUGGUUUAUAACUUAGUAGAAGCUGCACAAGAAUUCUUGUCUGAAGUUGUUCCAUUGGAGCAACCACACGUUCCAUGUGUGACUACAGAUAGGCCUUCAAAGGGGCCUUUUGUGUAUGGUUUCAUAGAUCUUUUCAUGGGCUCAGGGGAGUCAUGGCCUUGGGGACUUUCAAUUGAAGAGAACAACAAUAAAAACACUUCCUUGGAAUUGCAUCAUGCCUUAGAGGGUCCACACAAUGCUUCACUGGAGAAAGUCAAAGUCAAAGUCAACCAAAACAUGAAGACUGGGGUGGUUGAGGAUGGUGACAUGGACAAUGUGAUUAGUCCUACAUCAAGACUUGAUGAUUUGGAAGAAGAAAGUAAGAGUACCGAUUCUUUUACAUCAUCAUCUGAGGAACUAGUGGAUAAUGUUAGCAUUGGUGAGGAUUAUCCUCUGGAAGAGAAUACAGAAGAAGAAACCGAUUAUGGUGGGAUCAAAAGUGAUCAUUCAGAAUCAGUGUCAUCUGCAUCAACAGAUCAUCAUCAGAUUUCACAUACUGUGGAGAGAGAUUUGAUUCUGGCUCAUUUGUUGCGACUUGCUUGUGCUCCAAAAGGUCCACUUGCUGAUGCCUUAACUGAUGUAACAUCAGAGCUGGUUAACCUAGGGAUUGUUUCAGAACGGGUGGCAGAUUUAGCAACAGAAUCAUCAUCACAUUUUGACAGAAGCUUCAAUCAGGCUUUUGGACAUCGUAUGGUAGCCUCAAAGAUAUCUCAUUUUUGGAGAACUGUUUCUGAUUCCAGAGGGCAGCAGCAUACCUCACCUACAUUAAGCUCUCGGUAUCUGAAUGAUUUUGAGGAGCUUCAACCACUUGGCCAUGGUGGUUUUGGGCAUGUGGUGUUAUGCAAGAAUAAGCUGGAUGGAAGACAGUAUGCUGUUAAGAAGAUUCGACUAAAAGACAAAAGUCAACCUUUAGAUGACAGAAUUUUGAGAGAAGUAGCCACUCUUUCCCGAUUGCAGCAUCAACAUGUUGUACGUUACUACCAGGCAUGGUUUGAAACAGGAGUUGGUGGUUUGUAUAAUGAUGCCACUUGGGGUUCAAGGACUGCAGCAGCUAGUUCCAGUUUCAGUUUCAUAGAUCAGAGCUCAACUGAUGUUGUAGGAGUAACACAAGAUAACAAAGUUGGAACAUACCUCUAUAUUCAGAUGGAAUACUGUCCAAGGACUCUUCGACAGAUGUUUGAAUCAUAUAGUCAUUUUGACAAGAAACUGGCAUGGCAUUUGUUUAGACAAAUUGUAGAAGGCCUGGCCCACAUUCAUAGCCAAGGAAUUAUCCACCGUGACUUGACUCCAAAUAACAUUUUCUUUGAUGCUCGUAAUGAUAUUAAAAUCGGGGAUUUUGGCCUUGCUAAGUUUUUAAAGCUGGAGCAGUUGGAACAAGAUGUAGACCCUGCAGAAACAACUGGAGUGUCGGUUGAUGGGACUGGUCAGAUUGGUACUUAUUUUUAUACAGCUCCAGAAAUCGAGCAAAGAUGGCCAAAAAUCAAUGAGAAAGCAGAUAUGUACAGCUUGGGAAUCGUAUUCCUUGAGAUCUGGCAUCCCUUUAGCACCGGAAUGGAAAGACACGUUGUUCUUUCCGACUUAAAAAAGAAGGGAGAGCUUCCUUUGGAUUGGAUUACUGAGUUUCCAGAACAAGCUUCAUUAUUACGCCGCAUGAUGUCAUCAAUUCCAUCAGAUCGCCCCUCAGCCACAGAACUCCUCCAACACGCUUUCCCUCCUCGAAUGGAAUCCGAAUUAUUAGACAAUUUCUUGAGAACAAUGCAUAAUUCCGAGGACACCAGCAUAUAUGAUAAAGUUGUGGAUGCUAUCUUCAGUGAGGAGACAUUGAGCACCAAAAACCAUGCAGAAAUACCAAAAUUAGGUGGAAAUGACACGUCAUCGAUACAACAUACAGAUUUGGACACUGAAAUCCGUGAUUUGGUUUGGGAGGUAUCUGCUGCAGUGUUUAAGCUGCAUUGUGCUAAACGUUUGGAGAUAAUUCCAAUGCGUUUGCUAGGAGAUUCUCUACAAUUCAAUAGGAAUACUGUUAAGCUUUUGACAAGUGGUGGAGACAUGGUGGAACUCUGCCAUGAGCUGCGGUUGCCCUUUAUUAACUGGGUUGUUCUAAACCAGAAAUCAUCUUUCAAAAGAUUUGAAAUAUGUUAUGUAUAUCGUAGAUCAAUCGGUCAUUCGCCACCAAAUCGAUAUCUUCAGGGAGAUUUUGAUGUUAUUGGAGGUGCUUCAUCACUAACAGAGGCCGAGGUCAUCAAGGCUGCAAUGGACAUCAUAACUCGUUUUUUCGAUCCAGAAUCAUGUGAUAUACAUCUUAAUCAUGGGGAUCUAUUAGAAGCAAUUUGGUCAUGGAUUGGGAUCAAAGCUGAACAUAGACAAAAAGUAGCAGAACUUCUUUCUCUCUUGGGCUCCUUACGUCCCCAGUCCUCUGAAAGGAAAACAAAAUGGGUGGUAAUAAGACGACAACUUAGACAGGAACUUAAUAUUAGUGAAGGAGUUGUAAAUAAAUUGCAGACUGUGGGGUUAAGGUUUUGUGGAAUUGCAGAUCAAGCCCUUCCUAGAUUGAGAGGUGCCCUUCCUGCUGAUACACUUACACGCAAGGCACUUGAUGAACUUUCUCAGCUUUUUAACUAUUUACGGAUUUGGAGAAUUAAUAAAAAUGUUUUCAUCGAUCCUCUUAUGCCACCUACCCAGGGUUAUCACAAAGAUUCAUAUUUCCAGAUAUAUUUGAGGAAGGAUAGUAGUCUUGGCUCACUUACAGAAGGAACACUGCUUGCUGUUGGUGGUCGAUAUGAUUAUCUCCUUCACAAUAUGUGGCAAUCUGAAUACAAAUCAAAUCCUCCAGGAGCAGUUGGGACAAGUCUUGCUUUAGAAACCAUCAUUCAGCAUUCUUCUGUCGAUAUCUACAGACCCUUUAGAAAUGAUUCUAGCAGAAGUGUUCUUGUUUGUUCAAGAGGGGGAGGUGGUUUACUUGAGAAACGUAUGGAGCUAGUUGCCGAACUCUGGGAGGACGAUAUUAAGGCGGAGUUUGUUCCAAUUUUGGAUCCGAGCCUCACGGAGCAGUAUGAAUAUGCAAAUGAGCAUGACAUUAAAUGUCUUAUUAUCAUUUCAGACACUGGCGUUUCUCAAAAAGGAUCUGUUAAGAUUCGUCAUCUUGAGCUUAAGCGGGAGAAGGAAGUAAGCCGAGAAUCACUCACUAAAUUUUUAUCAGAAGCAAUGGCAUCACAGAAUUCAAAAUGCUGUAAGGCAAACGUAAACACAAUGUCAAAGGUUAAUUGUCCCUGCUGAUGUGGCAUAUCAUGAAUUGUUGGAUUUAGGUGCAGUGUUAUGGUUUUCACAACAUUUGUUUGAUCUCUUUAUCGAGUCAAACCAAGUUUUGACCGUUUUACCAUAUUCCUAGAAAUGUUAUUUUUUUAGCUAUGAAAGAAACUUUUAAUAAAAUAGUAAACACAAAAAUCUUCGAGUAGAAGGCCUUUCGACCUCGUGCUGAUACAUGCAGAAGCAAAACAGAGAAUUCAAGAAUUUUGUAUGUAGAUGGUUUUGGUUUGUGUUUUCUUGGG